Lichtheimia ornata is the source of this 1392-nucleotide messenger RNA. RefSeq lists its product as uncharacterized. Gene Ontology annotation, molecular function: transmembrane transporter activity. Bases 1 to 1392 code for a protein of 463 amino acids. The transcript is spliced from 9 exons. Gene Ontology annotation, biological process: transmembrane transport. Gene Ontology annotation, cellular component: membrane. The record is from RefSeq and is a predicted model, not a curated record. NCBI's taxonomy places the organism in Eukaryota, Fungi, Mucoromycota, Mucoromycetes, Mucorales, Lichtheimiaceae.
AUGCAGGGAGAGUCUCUUUCAACUGCAACGUCAACGCCGGAUAGUAUGGAGUCCUCGGGUAUCAAGAAUCGGUCGCCGUCAUUGCCCAAUGACCAUGUCAUUGAAGACAAGAUUGAGUACAGCAACAAGACGCCAUUCAUGGCCUGGAUUGUCCUUGUCAGUAUAAUGUUGGUGAAUGCUGCUUGUAACAUUAUGUGGACCACUUGCUCCAGUGCACCCACACCGUCAGCCGAGUGGAUGCAAAUCGACUUUGAUCAGCUAAACUGGUUAUCCAAUGCAUGCGCUAUUGUGAAUACGUUGCUAUCGUUACCAGCUGGAUGGGCCUAUGAACAAUUUGGUAUCAAGGCUUGUAUUUCCUUUUCAGGGAUCAUCAACUUGGUUGGAGCAUGGAUCCGAUAUGCAGCCGUUGCAGCUCCACCAGAGAAGAGAUACACCAUCGUUAUGGUUGGCCAAGUCAUUGGUGGCAUUGGUGGUCCAUUCGCAUACAAUAUUGCUCCAAAGUUUGUCGCUACUUGGUUUGCACCCCAAGAUCGUACAAUCGGCAACACAUUUGUCUCUAUCUCUUUGGGUAUGCUUGUGGCACCAUUGAUUAUGCCUCCCCUAGCUCCAUCGGUCGAAAAUGUUCCCUGGAUGUUCAAGGUCGUUGGCAUCAUUUGCACAUGUUGUGCCGUCCCCAUCUUGUUGACACCCAAGCUGCCAAAGGUUCCUCCUUCAGCUAGUGCCGCUGCACCAAGAACAUCGAUUUGGAAAGGUGUCAAAAUGCUUUGCAAAAACUUUCAAUACAUCAGCACUGUCAUUGUUGCAGGAGUCAACUGUGGCAUGUUUUAUGCCAUCUCUGUGAUUAUCAUUCAAGCCGCGGCGCCUUACGGCUAUACGGAUCAACAAGGAGGCAUCGCAAUGGCCGUAUUAACUAUUGCUGGCUAUGUCGGCGGUACUUUUAUGGGGUACUUUGUUGGACAAAGGGGCGAGCAUCUCAUGUUCAUCAAGCUUUUCACACCGAUGGUGGUCGCUACCUAUGUCAUGUUAAUCUUCCAAAUCGUUGAAAAUGGAUACGGACCCUUGAUUUGUAUCUGCUUCUUGAUUGGAUUUUUCUCCAUGGGCGUGCUUCCUGUGCAACUGGAAUAUGCAUGUGAAGUGUCAUAUCCGGUGCCCGAGGCUAUCGCAUCCAAUGUCAUUUGGACCCUUGAUACGGUCGUCAUGCUCAUUUUCACAGUCAUUGCCAACGCAUUACGUGCAGGACCAGAAGCCGAUCCACCAGGCAACAUGCGCAACUCACUUAUUGCUGCUGUGUGCAUUAUGGCCUUUUUCUCAUUACCCAUUCUAUGGCUUAAGGGAGAUCUCAAACGCUUAGCCGUUGAUCGGAGGAGAGCAUCUUUAGUACCUAGUGUUUAG